Molecule: messenger RNA, 1172 nt
Organism: Brassicogethes aeneus
Lineage: Eukaryota; Metazoa; Arthropoda; Insecta; Coleoptera; Nitidulidae
Source: the annotation of a GenBank genome assembly
GGUUAUUUUGGGGAGUUUUCUGUCAAAUGUCACAAUAGUCAUCUAAUUCGUUGUUUAUAAGGUUUUCUAUUUAUUUUCAGUAGUAAGUUAUAAGUUUCCGUACACUAUGGAACAAACAGUCGUUAAAAAAGAACCUUCAACGUCUGGGAUAGCAAUAAAACAAGAGAUCAAAGAAGAAUUUGAUGAUAGCGACAACUGCAUUUUCUAUGAUGAUUUUGGGGUGAAAAAAGAAUCGGAAGAUAAUUUUGAUGAAGUCAAGCAAGCUGAAAUGAAAUUUGAAGCCACAGACUUGUUUCUUGACCAAGGAUCUAAAAUCGAUGAUAGUGUUGAAGAAAGUAACAAUAUUAAGGAAGAAGGCAUGUUAGAGACAAAAAUAGAGGUGGGAUAUCCCCAUGUUGAUGAUGAUGCAAGUGGCAAAGAAAAGUCAUUUGAAUGCGAUAUUUGCCCCAAAAAAUAUCAAACAAAGACAGGUUUAUUUAACCACAAAAAGUAUUUUCAUGAAAAGCAUGUGCUGGAAAAAUUUAAAUGUGAUAAAUGUGAUUACGUCACUGUAAGAGAAAGUACUCUUAAACUUCAUUUAAAAAUUCACGACAAACAAAGUUACUUAAAAUGUCAUUAUUGUCAAUAUAUGGCUGCCAAAUUAACGACUUUGCACGCGCACAUUUUAAUAAAACACAAAAAAGAAAAUGAGAAAGACAAUAAAAUAAAAAUAACAAGUAAAAUUCACAAUUGUCCCAACUGUUCAUACUCAAAUGUUUCAAAAUCACAUUAUAACAAUCACAUAACUAAAUGUCUGAAAUUAAAAAAUUUCGAAUAUUACGAAUGUCACCUUUGCGACCACAAAACUACACAUAAAAAUCAUUUAGCAACUCACAUAAAAACUCACAACAAAAUUAAAGAAUUUAAAUGUUUGUUUUGUACACAUCAGUGUAAUGUUAAACAAAAUUUGGACAACCACAUGUUAACAAAGCAUUCGAAUUUGUUGAACGAGUCCAAUAAAAAUAUAAUAACCUCCAAAAUACACUAUUGCCAACAUUGUAAUUAUAAAACUGCCAAUCGAAUUCAUUUAAAAAGCCACUUUAGGCAUAAGCAUCCAUGAUGUUAUAUUUUAUUAAGUAUUACCAUGUUAUAAACCGUGUUUUAUUACAUUAAUAAAGCAACAAUUUUUAUUU